GCGAAAACAUAAUACGCUUCAUCAGUUUCCAAACAAACGCAACUCGUAUCAAAUCGCUUCUAAACGCCACUUGUCGCGUCACAGUAGCAAAGAGAGAGAUGGUGACACUGAUCGUAGCCACCACCUCUGACCCAGCGUCGAUCAAUCCCGCGGCGGCUCUUCUCGCCAUGCCGGGAUGGACCCCCGGACCCACCUUGCCGCCGGACAUGAAGAGUUUCGUUAACCAGCAAACGAGAGUGAUCCAACACGACGGAUCUAUAGUGAAAGAAGACGAUCUGGACUCACGGUGGGAAGAAGCGACAGGGGAAGCUGUUGACGAAGUCAUCUUCCUCAGCCGUCACACCGCCGUCUCGAACCGUCCUGCUCUCACUGUUCACCCCAUUGGAGUGCUUCACCUGAAAGAAGGAGAAUCGCCGCCGCAAGGAGGAAAGCCGGGGUGGGCGGCGUUGCCAAGCCCUAGAAUUGGUCCGUGGCUUCGUCUUCUGAAGAAGAUGGCUGAAGCUCAUAGCUUAGUUCCUGAGUUUGAGAUAACAUUGGAAGGUACUCAUCAUGGACCAAUCACUAGUAAGCCAACCAUGUUUUUGGAGAUUGGUAGUACAGAGGAAUACUGGAAGAGACAAGACGCUGCUCAAGUCAUGGCUCUUUUAAUGUGGGAAGGACUUGGGCUUGGAGGUGGUGAAGCUGUGGGGAACUGGAACAGUGAAAAGGGAAAGAGGAAAGUGCUUCUAGGGAUUGGAGGUGGACAUUAUGCUCCUCGUCACAUGGAUGUAGUUUUGAAAGAUGAUGUUUGGGUAGGCCAUUUGCUUUCUGGAUACUCAUUGCCAAUGGAAGAACCUAAACCUGGAGAGAAUCACAUUGGUGGGACUUGGAGACAAUCAAUCCAAGCAGCAUUUGCAGCUACUAAAGCGUCAUUCCCUGGAGGCGAGAUCGUGGCUCAUCUUGAUCACAAGAGCUUCAAAGGAUGGCAAAAGAAAGCCAUAACAGAGUUCUUGGCAGAACAGAACAUCAAUGUCGGGAAGCCAAACGAUUUCACAUGAACCUUGAGAACCAUAAAGACAUGAUUUGAGUUUUUGUUUAUUUACCACUGAAAUACAUGAUACAUCUAUAAGUUUUCUUUAGAUUAUUUUCUUUAAGUUCAAAGCAAAUGUUUAAAGAUCUAUAAACAUGUUAUUCAACAUCCAGUGAUCUACACAACGUUUAAUCGAUUGGUCGUUUUCGCA
Molecule: messenger RNA, 1220 nt
Organism: Raphanus sativus (radish)
Lineage: Eukaryota; Viridiplantae; Streptophyta; Magnoliopsida; Brassicales; Brassicaceae
Product: D-aminoacyl-tRNA deacylase
Exons: 9
Coding region: 99-1037 (312 amino acids)
Biological process (GO): D-amino acid catabolic process
Molecular function (GO): D-aminoacyl-tRNA deacylase activity
Source: RefSeq, a predicted model, not a curated record